Molecule: messenger RNA, 3425 nt
Organism: Chelmon rostratus (copperband butterflyfish)
Lineage: Eukaryota; Metazoa; Chordata; Actinopteri; Chaetodontiformes; Chaetodontidae
Gene: ercc3
Product: excision repair cross-complementation group 3
Exons: 15
Coding region: 128-2479 (783 amino acids)
Biological process (GO): transcription initiation at RNA polymerase II promoter; nucleotide-excision repair
Cellular component (GO): transcription factor TFIIH holo complex; transcription preinitiation complex; nucleotide-excision repair factor 3 complex
Molecular function (GO): DNA binding; ATP binding; hydrolase activity
Source: RefSeq, a predicted model, not a curated record
GCCACUUUGUGUAGCAACUUAAGCGACACACCGUCUUUGAGGGAUUGGGGAGGAUGUCAGGCACUUUAGGAAGAUGUGCUUGAUAAGUUUUGAAAGAUAUUAAAUACCCAUUUAAAAAAAUUCUAAAAUGGGUAAAAAGGAUAAAGGAGAUCGGGACAAAAAGUCCAAAAAGCGUUUCCAUGAGGAGGAAGAUGAUGAAGAGGAGGUAUUGGGCAGCGAGUCUCAGGAGGCCAUACCUGCCGCUGCAGGGAAACAAGUGGAUGAGUCCAGUACUAAACUGGAUGAGUAUGGAGCCAAGGACUACCGAGUUCAGAUGCUGCUGAAGAAUGAUCACACUUCACGGCCCCUCUGGGUGGCUCCAGAUGGACACAUCUUUCUGGAAGCCUUCUCUCCAGUGUAUAAGUACGCCCAGGAUUUCUUGGUGGCCAUUGCAGAGCCAGUGUGCAGGCCUAACCAUAUCCAUGAGUACAAGCUGACAGCCUAUUCCCUGUAUGCAGCUGUCAGUGUGGGGCUGCAGACUUCUGAUAUUGUGGAAUACCUACAGAAACUCAGCAAGACAUCUGUACCUGAUGGGAUCGUGCAGUUCAUUAAGCUCUGCACAGUGAGCUAUGGCAAAGUCAAGCUGGUGCUCAAGCACAAUCGGUAUUUUGUUGAGAGUGCCUUCCCUGAUGUGAUCCAGCGCCUUCUGCAGGACAACGUGAUCCGUGAAUGUCGUCUCCGUACUGCAGACGGAACAGACACUGAGCUUAUUACUGAAGUCAUCCACAGCAAGUCAGCGAUCUCCAAGUCUGUUCAGGACAAGGGAUGUACUUCCUCCUCACAGCAGCCCAGCGAUGGACAAACGUCGACCCAGCAGGUCCCUGAGGACAUCUUCAGCUACUAUGAGCAGAUGGAUAAGGAAGAAGAGGAAGAGGAAGAGACUCAAACUGUGUCCUUUGAGAUUCGCCAGGAGAUGAUUGAAGAGCUGCAGAAGCGCUGCAUUCAGCUGGAGUACCCCCUCCUAGCAGAGUACGACUUUCGCAAUGAUACAGUCAACCCAGACAUCAACAUAGACCUGAAGCCCACUGCUGUGUUGAGGCCCUACCAGGAAAAGAGUCUGCGCAAGAUGUUUGGGAAUGGACGAGCUCGCUCUGGGGUCAUCGUGCUGCCCUGUGGAGCGGGCAAAUCUCUGGUGGGCGUGACGGCAGCGUGCACUGUGCGUAAACGCUGCCUGGUGCUGGGUAACUCCUCGGUGUCAGUGGAGCAGUGGAAGGCUCAGUUCAAGAUGUGGUCCACUAUCGAUGACUCUCAGAUCUGCCGCUUCACCUCCGACGCCAAGGACAAGCCCAUCGGCUGCUCGGUGGCCAUCAGCACCUACUCUAUGCUGGGUCACACCACCAAGCGCUCCUGGGAGGCUGAGAGGGUCAUGGAGUGGAUGCGGAGCCAAGAGUGGGGACUCAUUAUCCUGGAUGAGGUGCACACUAUCCCCGCCAAGAUGUUUCGUCGUGUACUGACGAUUGUCCAGGCACACUGCAAACUGGGGCUGACUGCCACACUGGUCAGAGAAGACGACAAGAUUGUGGACCUCAACUUCCUGAUUGGGCCUAAGCUGUUUGAGGCCAACUGGAUGGAGCUGCAGAACAACGGUUACAUUGCCAAAGUCCAGUGUGCAGAGGUCUGGUGCCCGAUGUCUCCAGAGUUUUACAGAGAGUAUGUGGCCAUUAAGACGAAGAAGCGCAUCCUGCUUUAUACGAUGAACCCCAACAAGUUCCGCGCUUGCCAGUUUCUCAUUCGCUUCCACGAGCGACGCAAUGACAAGAUUAUCGUCUUUGCCGACAACGUGUUUGCCUUGAAGGAAUACGCCAUUCGCCUCAACAAGCCUUACAUCUAUGGCCCAACCUCACAGGGGGAACGUAUGCAGAUUUUACAGAAUUUCAAACACAACCCCAAGAUCAACACCAUUUUCAUCUCCAAGGUUGGAGACACCUCAUUUGACUUGCCAGAAGCCAAUGUUUUGAUACAGAUCUCCUCUCACGGUGGAUCACGCAGACAGGAGGCCCAGAGGCUUGGCAGAGUCUUACGAGCCAAGAAAGGAAUGGUAGCAGAGGAGUACAAUGCAUACUUCUAUUCACUGGUGUCCCAGGACACCCAGGAGAUGGCUUACUCCACCAAGAGGCAGAGGUUCCUGGUGGAUCAGGGAUACAGCUUUAAGGUGAUCACAAAGUUGGCAGGUAUGGAGGAAGAGGACUUGAUGUUCUCCUCCAGAGAGGACCAACAGCUGCUGCUUCAGAAGGUCCUGGCUGCUUCCGACCUGGAUGCUGAGGAGGAAGUGGUGGCAGGGGAGUUGGGCGCUCGACCACAGUUCUCAAGGCGAACGGGCACCAUGAGCUCCAUGUCAGGGGCAGAUGACACCGUCUACAUGGAGUAUCAGAGUCGAGGCAGCAAAGCCUCCAUAAUGAACAAGAGCGUUCAUCCGCUGUUCAAGCGCUUCAGAAAGUAGAUUCACUGACUUAAGCCCUGAAGACUUCCUCAGCUGCAACAGGGCAAUAGGAGGAAGUUGGUGCACAGUAAUGUAUACUGAGUCUAAGGACCAGGCAGCAGGUACAGAAAGACCAGCUCGUCUGGAGAGCAGAGCAAUGACUGGAGAUAACCUGAAACUGAAAAUAAUCUGCGGUAAUGAUCUACUGCUUGUUGCUUCCUCCUGGUAGCUGCUGCUGCUGCUGAUGAUGAUGAUGAUGAUGAUGAUAGUUGAAAUGACGUGUACACCUGGUUAAUAAUCCAGCAAAUGAUGCCUGCAGAGCUCGACUGCUCCGUGUGAUAAAUGUGAAAGUUUCAGCUCCAGCUUCCUUAUGCGCCUACAUGCACAUUUAUUGAUGAAGUGCAAACUAGAUGAAAUGCAAACACUGUUGGCUCUCACUUAAAAGAAAACAAACAACAAAACUGUCAUUUUUAAGUGUCUGAGUUGUGUUGCAGUAGUGCAGCUAGCCAGUCGUGACCAAUUUGGUAUUGGUUCUGAAAUUCAGCCUAAAUUCAACAACGCUUGAAGGCUUUUAUUUGCUGUUCGCUGUACAGUUCAGCCACAAAUGACUGUAUGUAUGAUGAGUGGAUGGGCACUGGACUAUGACGGAUAGGUGGUGUUAGAUCAGCUCUCAGUCAUUUGGCAGUGAGUGGAAUAACGUGUCUUAUUGCUGUUAGUGGUUGCUUCACUGACUGUUCGCAGGGAGGAGAACAAAGGAUGUAUACUGGACUUCUGUCAGUGCAAAUGUUUGUAAAUGUGGCUACAUUUAAUGCAUAAAAACAUCCCAGAUUAAACCCACAUAAUCACUGGACAUUAGUCUGUUCCCGAUUGUUCCACUGAUGUUAGUUUUCACUCAUUUGUUUUGUUCUGGAAUUUACUUCUUUAAUAUUUUGUUGAAUAUGUUUUGUAAAAGACAUUAAAUCUUGAA